GUCAAACAAAAAAGUCACCUCUCUCUCUCAGGCUAACUAAAGACUAGCAAAAAAUAGCAAGAAAUUCUUCUUUUAGGUUUCCAUCUUUAAGUGGAGAAAUUCUUCUUUUAGGUUCCCAUCUUUAAGUGGAAGGAGAUAAUUGGAAUUUGAAGAAACUAGCUAAAUAAGAUGGGGAGAGGAAAGAUUGUGAUUCAAAGGAUCGAUAACUCAACCAGUAGGCAAGUGACUUUCUCCAAACGAAGGAAUGGAUUAUUAAAGAAAGCCAAAGAGCUUUCUAUUCUUUGUGAAGCCGAAGUUGGUCUUAUGAUCUUUUCUAGCACUGGCAAGCUCUAUGAGUUCUCAAAUCCCAACAUGAAAUCUAUAAUCGGGCGAUACAACAAGUCGAAGGAGGAACAACACCAUCCGUUGAUGAACGCAAAUUCAGACGCCAAGUUCUGGAAAACGGAGGCAGCAUCCUUGAGGCAUCAAUUACAAAACCUGCAAGAGAACCAUCGGCAAUUGAUGGGUCAAGAGCUUUCCGGUUUGAGCGCUAAAGAGCUACAAAAUUUGGAAAAUCAAUUGGAAAUGAGUUUGCGUGGUGUCCGUAUGCAAAAGGACCAAAAGCUAACCGAUGAGAUACAAGAGCUAAACCGAAAGGGAAACCUCCUUCAUCAAGAAAACAUGGAACUAUUCAAGAAGGAACACCAUAUACGUCAAGAACACGUGGACUUGUUAAAGAAGAUAAAUGAAGCGAAAGAUGCAAAUGAGACAAAUAGGAUUUCUCAUUCUCCAAAUGGCUUUAAUCCUGAAGAGGAUGAAUUUAUCAAACUCCAAUUAAGCCAACCACAACAACAAAACUACGUCACACCAGAAAACCCUACAACCCCAAGCUGACAUCAACUGCAACGAUGACUGGGAGUUAUGAGCAAUCAGAAUAAAGUGUAGCCUGAAGAUAAGUUUUGUUAUUUAUUAACUUUGCAGUCUGCAUAGUUUGAUGGACGCUGGCCCGAUCUUGCAGCCAUAUCUUCUAAAACCCUUCAUUAAAUUGUCUGCCGAUUUGUAAGUGAGGCGUGGUUUCGAUAUAUUGUAAGUGAGGCGUGGUUUCGAUAUAUAUAGUUAUAACGAGUUGAAAGUAGAGUACCUUUAACUAUAAAAUGACUAUCCAUUCCAUGUACAGAGUUUAAAUGUAUGUGUAUUGUGCUUGUAUA
Papaver somniferum (opium poppy) is the source of this 1187-nucleotide messenger RNA. Its product is annotated as MADS-box transcription factor 23-like. Gene Ontology annotation, molecular function: protein dimerization activity; DNA-binding transcription factor activity, RNA polymerase II-specific; RNA polymerase II cis-regulatory region sequence-specific DNA binding. The record is from RefSeq and is a predicted model, not a curated record. The transcript is spliced from 9 exons. The coding region runs from base 169 to 873 and encodes 234 amino acids. NCBI's taxonomy places the organism in Eukaryota, Viridiplantae, Streptophyta, Magnoliopsida, Ranunculales, Papaveraceae. Gene Ontology annotation, cellular component: nucleus. Gene Ontology annotation, biological process: positive regulation of transcription by RNA polymerase II.